Messenger RNA from Gavialis gangeticus (Gharial), 3096 nucleotides. It is a transcript of the gene AK1, whose product is annotated as adenylate kinase 1. Lineage: Eukaryota; Metazoa; Chordata; Crocodylia; Gavialidae. Gene Ontology annotation, cellular component: cytosol; cytoplasm. Gene Ontology annotation, biological process: nucleoside triphosphate biosynthetic process; ATP metabolic process. Bases 39 to 1676 code for a protein of 545 amino acids. The record is from RefSeq and is a predicted model, not a curated record. Gene Ontology annotation, molecular function: AMP kinase activity; ATP binding; nucleoside diphosphate kinase activity. The transcript has 13 exons.
CCAGCCCAGCCUGAUUUACUCCCGCUGUCUUGCAGAGCAUGCUCACCGGCUUGAUGUACUCCCGCCCCGAGGACCCCAUCAGCUAUCUGGAGUGCUGCUUACAGAAAGUCCGGGAGCUGGGUGGCCCCGAGAAGGUGCAGUGGGACACUUUCCUGGGCCCGGAGCGGCACCCCUUCCCCCCACUCAGUGGUGGGCAGGGGAAGAAGCCCUUUUUCCAGCCAGACCCUGGUGUGGGGCCAUGCCACUGGUGCCUGCAGGUGCCUGCCUGUGGGUGCCUGCCACCCAUCCAGAGCCAGUUCUCCAUCGAGAGUGACUCCGACAUGACAGAGUCCACUGGGCUGAUCCAGGAGUACGACGUGUUUGACCCCAGCAGACCCCGCCCCAAAAUCAUCUUUGUUAUUGGUGGCCCUGGCAGUGGGAAGGGCACGCAGAGUGCCAAGAUCGCUGCCCACUUCGGGCUCAUCUGCAUCUCCGUAGGCGAGAUCCUGCGCAGUCAGAUGCUCCACCAUGCCACCAGUGACCGGAAGUGGGAGCUCAUCGCCCAGAUCAUUGCCAACGGGGAGCUGGCCCCACCUGAAACCACCAUUGAGGAGCUGAAGCAGCAGUUCCUCAAGCAGCAGGAUGCCAGAGGCUUUGUGGUGGACGGUUUUCCCCGGGAGAUAGGGCAGGCCUUCACAUUCGAGGAGCAGAUCGGCUCCCCGGACCUGGUGGUGUUCCUGGCAUGCUCAAGCCAGCGUUUCCGGCAGCGCCUGGAGAAGCGGGCAUUGGAGCAGGGCCGGCUGGAUGAUAAUCCCCACGCCAUCGAGCGGAGGGUGGACACCUUCAAGCAGAAUGUCCCACUGAUUGUGAAAUACUAUCAGGAGAAGGGAGUCGUCAUCCGGUUCGAUGCAGACAGAGAGGAAGAUGAUAUAUUUGCUGACAUCAGCUCCGUGGUCCAGGCACAGCUUUACCCAGAUGGCAUGGACAAGGCAGGGUCUCUGCCACGGGCUGAGCUAGACUCACCCUACAGUGCCUCUGCAGAAGGCCAGCAGGAGGAGGAGGAGGGCGAGGAAGGGCAGCCUGAAGAUCUUUGCCCAGCUCCCCUCAGGAUGGCAACAGAAAAGCUGAAGAACCACAAGAUCAUCUUCGUGGUGGGUGGGCCCGGCUCAGGAAAAGGGACCCAAUGUGAAAAAAUUGUCGAGAAGUAUGGGUACACCCACCUGUCCACCGGCGACCUGCUAAGGGCAGAGGUUGGCUCCGGCUCUGAGAGGGGGAAGAAGCUUUCAGCCAUCAUGGAGAAAGGAGAGUUGGUGCCCCUGGACACAGUGCUCGAUAUGCUGAGGGAUGCCAUGGUGGCCAAGGCAGAUGUUUCCAAAGGGUUCCUGAUUGACGGCUACCCCCGAGAGGUGAAGCAAGGCGAGGAGUUCGAGAAGAAGAUCGGGCCCCCAACACUGCUGCUGUAUGUGGACGCUGGGAAAGACACCAUGGUCAAGCGCCUGCUGAAGCGGGGGGAGACCAGCGGUCGGGCAGAUGACAAUGAGGAGACGAUUAAGAUGCGCCUGGAGACCUACUACAAAGCUACGGAGCCGGUCAUUGCCUUCUAUGAGAGCAGAGGGAUUGUUCGGAAGCUGAACGCAGAAGGCACUGUGGACGACGUCUUCAAACAGGUCUGCACUCAUCUGGACACCUUGAAGUAAAGUGGGAAGGGGCCCUGCCUCCCCCCAGCCUCCCCUCUCACUCUCCUUCCCCCCAGAGAGCACUACAGACCCCCUUGCACUGUACUCAGAGCUGAGCCACGGCCCCCCCGCCCCCAGCACAGAGAGCCAGUGAGCAUCUUCUCCCGCCCUGUCUCUCAUUCCAGCUCAAUGGCAGAGACAGCGGAAGUGGCUUUAUCCUGUUUUCAUGGACAGAGCCCCAAGGAGGAAAUUUCAAGGACAUUGUGUUUGGCUCCUUCCCCUCUCCCUGCAGUAAAGUUCACUUGAAUGAGCCCAGACUUUAUCUUUUUCUUCUGCAGCAGGAAAUGAGUUUUUCUUUCCAGAUAUUUUACACCCCCCCCCGGCCCCUUCCACCCCUCCCUGAGGUUGAUUAAGGGCAGGAAGUAGCCUGUUUAUCCCACUCGACAGCACCAGCAGGAGGAGAGGGAACUGCUUCAGGACGGGGCAGGCGUGUGUGGGUGGGGUGGAUGCUCCGACAAGGCAGGCAGUUUGCAUGAGCUUUCAUGUCGUGGAUUUUUGAAUGAAGCACAGAGAAAUCCUCACUGGAGCCAGGUCUGAGUGAGACCCUCCCAGUCCACAGACAUGCAGUAGCAUAGACACUGCUUGGCCCUCAAUCCACACUGCUCCCCACAAUGGAUGGGGGAGACAGCGGUUAGCCAUGGCUGGGAUGACUCCACUGUGAAGCAUCCUUUUGCCCCCCUGUCUCUUCCACUGCCCACUGCAGUGUAGCCUGCCUGGAACCAGGACUUGCCAGCACUGCCAGCAAGGGGCAGGGGCCAGAAAAAUCCCUGCCCUCAGUCACAAGGGCACAGUCUGACCAGGAGCCUGGUUGCCCUGAGGCUUUGAUGCAUCCCCUGUCUCCAGGGCAGGUGCUUGAGGCUGAAGUGUGUCUCCGCUGAAAGCCCUUCUCUGCCUGCUUUUGCACCCCCUUCUCAUGGCUUCUGAGUGCUCUGUGGGUUGGCCGGCUCCUCUCAGCACCAUGCCGAAUUAAACACUGUGCCUCCUUCUGUCUCUGUCUUACUGAGCUUUUUACUGACACCAACCCAUGAGAAUCUCUUAUGCUCCCCACUCUCACACCCAGGAGUUUCUCUUACAUUCCCUCUGUCAAAUACAUGUGCACAAGAGUCUUAUGUCUCUCCUUCCUUACACACACAGAGGAGUUUCUCAUGCUCCCUCACACACACACACACAGUCUUCCUCUCCCUCUCAUGCAUUUUAGUUCUAACUCUUCCUCCGGUUUUAUUUUUUUGGUUGUUUUUUUUUUUUUCUAACAAUGGUGAAAACCAUGAGUACUUACAAAGAAAAAAUCUUCCCAACCCCCAAGUCUUAACGGUGGCAGGGUGCACCUGCUGCCCGAAUGUACAGCACCACGUUGUUAUUAAAAAGAGUGGCUGAAACCUGG